Messenger RNA from Agelaius phoeniceus (red-winged blackbird), 2079 nucleotides. RefSeq names its product phosphoinositide-3-kinase adaptor protein 1 (gene PIK3AP1). Lineage: Eukaryota; Metazoa; Chordata; Aves; Passeriformes; Icteridae. The record is from RefSeq and is a predicted model, not a curated record. Gene Ontology annotation, biological process: signal transduction. Gene Ontology annotation, cellular component: cytosol. Gene Ontology annotation, molecular function: signaling receptor binding; phosphatidylinositol 3-kinase regulatory subunit binding.
GCAGAAAAGGAGAACCUCUUAUAACCAUGAGUGUUGACCUACAGCACAUGCUCAUGGAGAAGCUUAAUUCAGACUCAGGCUGUGACUCUGUGACUGAUACAGAAACAGAAGACGAGAAGAAUCCAGCUGACUCCCACAGACUUGCCAUGAGUGAAGAACGUGGAUCAUCCAGGAGCACUGGAGACUGUCCAGUGGUGCAGCCCAGCCGCAUACAAUGUGGGGUGCAGACAACAGUUUAUAUUAUCAUGAAAUGUAAACUAGAUGGUGAAAUGAAAACUGAAGUUGAAUUUUCUCCAGAGAAUGGAUCCUCUGUGCGUGUGCUGGCUGAGAUGGAGAAUGAGUACACAAUCUCUGUGAAGGCUCCAAAUUUAACCUCUGGGACAGUGACCCUGCAGAUAUAUUCAGGGGACCUGAUGGUGGGAGAAACAAGUGUCACUUACCAUACUGACAUGGAGGAAAUCAGCAAUCUGUUGGCUAAUGCAGCCAACCCUGUACAGUUCAUGUGCCAGGCCUUUAAAAUUGUGCCAUACAGCAUAGAAGCCCUGGACAAACUAUUGACUGAGUCACUCAAGAAGAACAUUCCUGCUAGUGGUCUACACCUGUUUGGAAUCAACCAGCUGGAAGAAGAAGAUAUGACAGCAAAUCAGAGGGAUGAGGAGUUGCCAACACUUCUUCACUUCUCUGCAAGAUAUGGGCUGAAGAACCUUACUGCCUUGCUGCUUACAUGCCCUGGAGCACUGCAGGCCUACAGCGUAGCCAACAAGUAUGGCCACUAUCCAAACACCAUCGCAGAAAAGCACGGCUUUAAGGACCUGCGCCAGUUCAUUGAUGAAUACGUGGAAACUGCAGAUAUGCUAAAGAGUCACAUUAAGGAAGAGCUGAUGCAAGGCGAGGAGGAUGAGUCUGUUUAUGAGUCCAUGGCUCACCUGUCCACUGAUCUGUUAAUGAAAUGUUCCUUGAAUCCAGGCUCUGAUGAAGAGCUUUAUGAAUCCAUGGCUGGAUUUGUCCCGGGUGCCCCAGAAGAUCUUUAUGUAGAGAUGCUUCAGUCCAAACCAGAUACUCCAGUUGCUGGAGAUGAAGUUUCUAUAACUACAAAGGACUCAAUGCUCCGCAAGUUUUUAGAAGGUGGUAGCAUGGAUGUGCCAGAUUCUGAGGAAGGAGGUCAUGAGCAGUAUGGUGAAGAUGUGUACUACUCAGUGGAACAAGACCCUUUUCCACAGGAAAUGGCUAACAGACCUCCAGUUCCUGUUCCAAGACCAGAAUCUAGCUCUCCACAGCCAGACAAUGAACUGUACAUCUCCAAAAUUUUUGCACAGAAGGCUCAAAGACCUGAGAAUCUUUAUGUCCCUAGAGGAAGGGUUAAGAAAGAGACAAUAGUCAGGCCUGUAAGGGACCUGUCUCAAUCAAGUAUAUAUGAUCCAUUUGCUGGAAUGAAAACCCCAGGUCAGCGGCAGCUGAUUACAUUACAGGAGCAAGUGAAAAUGGGCAUCCUCACUGUGGAUGAAGCUGUACUUCACUUUAAGGAGUGGCAACUGAACCAGAAAAAGAGAUCAGAAUCAUUCCGGUUCCAGCAGGAAAAUCUGAAACGUCUACGAGACAGCAUAACCAGAAGGCAAAUGGAGAAGCAAAAAAAAGACAAAAGUGCAGAUUUGGAAAUUACAGUACCCAUUCGACAUUCUCGUAAUACUUUGGGGAAACCAGAAUGUGGAAUAUAUGAAUACACUCCCAGGAAAAACCUUUUUCCACCAAAAAGGGAGUUAAAACGAGGAGACUGGAAAACAGAAAGCACAUCCAGCACGACAAGUAGUGCAAGUAACCGCUCCAGCACUCGGAGUAUACUGAGUGUCAGCAGUGGGAUGGAAGGGGACACUGAGGACAGCGAAGUCCCAGAAACAGCAAGGAGCCGCAGCCCAGUUCUUCACCAAGUAGAGAGGCUUCCUUUCCCAGAAAGGCCUCCCAGAGUGCCUCCUCGAGGUGCAAGCAGGCCUGUAAGCUGUGAAGGCUUUUAUCCUCCACCUGUGCCCCCAAGAGGUCGCUGAAUCUCUCAACAUCCGUGGAAUAUGAGAUUUUUUUUGUUUA